AUGAAUUUUUUUGCGGAUGAUAGCCAAUUUUCUGCUCUUUUUUGUUCAAUUUGUGGUCAUGAAAAUAGCAAAAUUCUCGGAAUCUGUUUAGAUAAAGGUUGCUCAAAAAGAAGACCUUAUUGUCUUGGAUGUAAAUAUUAAUAUCAUUAAAAACAUGAGGAUAAAUUAAAUGAUCUUAAUAAAUGGGUAAGUUAAAAUAUGAAAAACAAAGACUUAGAAGAUUUUUUAAAAUAACUAAAAGAAAUUGUAGAAUGUUUAUCAAAGUUUGUUAAUACUAAAUAAUAAGCAAAUGAAAAAUUUUAUUUCUAUUAAAUGAAUUAUACUACUUUAAAUAAUAGUGUAAAUAAAUUUUUAAAUCUUUAAGAGAAUGAGAGAAAAGUGAUUGAUAUUUUAUCAUAAAUGCUUAAAAAUGACAAUAAAAAAAAAUUAAUAGACUUAUGUUAGUUCUCAAUGUGUAAUUUAUUAUGAUUUAAAUUAGAAAAUGAUAUUUCCUAAAAUACAAAGAAAAAUUUGAAUAUAUAAUAAAAAAACCUUCCUGAAAAAAAGAUUUAUUAGGAAAAUGUAAGAUAUUAAAAUCUAAAUCCUACACCUAGAUAGCAAUAGAAAAUUUCAAGUUCUUUUGAUAGGAAUUCUAUUGAAUCGAAAAGUUAACGAAAAUUUUCACAAAUAACAAGUUCAACAUAAGUGACACCUAAAAAAUCUGAUAGGAGUUUGAAAGAUUAAAAUUAGAAUCAAGAUGUAAAUACUGAAAAAAAAUAAUAAAAUUUCAGCGCUCCGUCUAAAAGAGAGAGUAUUCAAAAUAGUUAGAGAAGAAUAGAAUAAUAAUAAGUAUAUUAAGCCAAAACAUGCACUUUUUAUUGAAUAUUUCUG
Molecule: messenger RNA, 870 nt
Organism: Paramecium sonneborni
Lineage: Eukaryota; Ciliophora; Oligohymenophorea; Peniculida; Parameciidae
Source: the annotation of a GenBank genome assembly